AUGGCGCGGCGGGCGCGGGGAGAACGGGGAGGGGGGGGGGGGGUGGGGGGGAGGGGGGGCGGGCGCCGGCGGCGAGGGGUGGAGCGGGGCCGGCGAAAAGGGGCCCGCGGGCGGGUGAGCGGAGGGGGUGGGGGGGGGAUGAUCGGGGGUGGGGGGCGGCGCGCAAUCGGAGGCGGCGGGGCGGCCGGCGGAGGGGACCAGGGGGCGCAUGGCGGGGGAGGCGCCGGUUGGGGGUGGGGGAGACGGGCAGGGGAGGAGGCAGGCGGGGGGCCUAGGGGGGUGGAGGAAGCAGGUGGGGGGGGGACGCGUGGGGGGGGGGGGGGGGGGGGGGCGGUGAGGAGGGAGGGGGUGGUGGGAGGGGCGGGGAGGGGGGGGGGGGGACGUGGGGGCGGGGGGGCGGGCGGGGGAGCGGACGGGCCAGAGGGGGGCGCGGCGGAGGGGGGGGGGCGCAGGGGGGGGGCAGGGGGGCCGGGGCGGGGGGGGCCGCGGAAGGUGGACGAAGUGGAGGGGAGGGGGGGGGAGGGAGGGGGCCGGGCGCGCGGUGGGGGGGAGGGGGGGGGGGCGGAGGGGGGCGAGAGAAGGCCGCGGGGCGCCGACCUGGGGCGGGGAGGGCGCGAAGACCGUGGCGGGGGGCGAUGGGGGGCGUGGGCCCGGUGGGGGGGGGGGGUGGUGAUGAGUGGGGGAAACCGGGGGGCGGGGGGGGCGGGGGGGGGGUGGAGGGGGGGCGGGGGGGGGGCGGGGGGGGGGGGGCCCGGGUGGGGGAGCCUUGAGGGGGGGAGUGGGAGGGACCAAUCGGGGGCGAGUCCGGGAGGUUGGGGGGUGGGGAGCGCGGCCGGGGGGGGUGCCGGGGGCGGGGUGGGGGGCGGGGGGAGGCGCCCAGGGCGGGGCUGGGGCUGGCGGCGCGGGGCGCGGGGGUGGGGGGGGGGGGGGGGAGGGGGAGGGGGGGCGGGGGGGAGAGGGGGGGGUGGCAGGGGGGCAAAGGGGGGAGGGGGAGGGGGGGUGAGGGCCCGGGGGGGGGGCGUUGGGCGGAACGGGUACGGGCGGGGGGGACGGGGGGGUACUGCGGGGUGUGGGGGGGGGGGGAGGGACGGCGCGGGAGCGGCAUGGGGAGGGGGGGGUUGUGGGGGGCGCGGGGGGGCAGGGAGGGCCUGGGUGGCGGGGUGCCGGGGGAGGUACCGGAGACGUGGUGGGACGGGGGCUGGGGGCGAGCGGGGGGGGGGGGGGGGAAGGGGGGGGGGCGGGGAGGGGGGGGGGGGGUGGGCGGGGGGCAGAUACGGGGGGGGGGGGGGGGGGGGGUGGUGGGGGGGAGGGGGGGGGGGGGAAGGGCGCGGGGGGGGGGGGGGGGAGGCCCGGGGGGGGCUCGCGAGCGGGGGAAGGGGCAGGGGCGCGGGGGAGCGGGCGGGGGGGGGGGGGUGGGUUGAGGGGCGGCGGGUGCGACGGAGGGGGGCGGGGCAGGGACGAGGGGGGGGGGCGGGAGGGGCGGGGGGGGGGCGGGGCGAGAGGGGGCGGGGGGGCGCGGGAGGGGGGCGACGGAGGGGGGGGUGGGGGAGGGCAGGCGGGGGGGGAGGGGGAGGCGAGGGGAAGCGGGGGAGGGGGGGAGCCGGAGGGGGGAACGAGGGGACGAAGGGGGGGAGGAGCCGGGCAGGGCGGGGGGGGGGAUGGAAAGGGGGGGGGGGGGGUGGCGGGGCGGGGGCGGGGGGCGGGGGGGGGGGGGUCGUGGGGGUGGGAGCGCCAGGGGGGGGCGCCAGGCCGGCGGGGGGGGAUCGGAGGCGGAGGGCAGGGGGGGGGUGGGGGGGGGCGGUGGUGGGGGGGGGGAGGGGGGGUGGCUGGGGGGGGGGGGGAGGGGGGCGGGUGAGGUGGACUGGUGGGGGAGCGGGCGUGGGGGGGGGGCCAGGGGGGGGACAGCGGGGGGGGGAGGCCGCGGUAGGGGGGGGUGGGGGGGGGUGCGCUGGGAGGGGGGGGGAGGCGGGGGUGGGGGGCGGGGCCCGGGCGGGGAGGGGCGGCGGGGGGCGGGGCGGCGGGGGUCCGGGCGGUGAGUGGGGGGCGGUACGGGGGGGGGGGGGGCGAGCCCCCCAGCCCCGCGGGGGACGUCCGGGAGCGGGGGGAGUCGCCAGGGGAGCCGGGGGAAGCGCGGCUGCCGGGGAUGGGGAGCGGUGGGGGGCCGGGGCGGGAUGUGGGCUCCAGUGGGGGUGGGGGGCGGGGGGGGGGGGCGCGCGUGGGUGGGUGGGCAGGACGGGAGAGGGGGGGGGAGGGCGGGGAGUGCAAGGGGGGGCCGCCAGGGUGGGGCGGGGGCGGGGGAGAGGGGGCGCGGGGGGGGGGGGGAGGGGCGGGUGGGGGAGGGCGAGAGGGGGGAGGGGGAGGGAGGCUGGGUGGGGCGGGGGGGUGGGGGCGGGGGAGGCGAGCGACGGGGGGGGGUGCAGGGGUGGGGGGGCAGGGGGAGGGGGGGGUGUGGCGUGGGGCGGAGGGGGCACGAGGGGGCGAGCGGGGGUGGCCGUGGAAGGGGGGCGGCCUCCCGGGGAGGGGGGGGUGGAGGGGGGGGGCGUGGGCGGUGGGCGACGGAGGGGGGGAACGGCGGGAGGUGGGGGGGAGGGGGGGAAGGGGGGGGGCGCGGAGGGUGGGGGGAGGGGGGGGGGGUGGGGGGGUUCCGGCAGCACUGAUGGGGAGCGAGGCCGGGGGGGGGGCGGGCGCGGGGGGGCGGCGGGGGGGCGGGGGGUGAGGGAAAGGGUGGCAGGCGCGGGGAGGCGGGGAGCGGGGGGGGGGGGGAGCCGCGGAGGGGGGCCGGGACGGGGGGACGGGCGGGGGGGGCGGGGGGGCGGAAGAAAGGGGGGCCGCGUAGGGGGGAGAGGGAGGGGAGGGAGGGAGGGGCGGGGGGGGAGGGGGGGGUUCUGGGGGGGGGGGGCGCGGGGGGGGAGGAACCGGGCACACGGGAGGUGGCGAGUGGGGGGGGGGUUGGGGGGGGGGGGUACGGGGCCCUUCGGGAAGCGGGGGGGGGCGGUCGGGGGGCCGGGGGAGCGGAUAGGGGCGGCGGGAGGGCGCGGCGGGGGGUGGGCGGGGCGUAGGGCCGGGGUGGGGGGACGGGUGGGGCGCCCAAGGGCGCGGGGAGGGAGGGGGCGGGGAAGGCGCAGGGAGGGGAGGGGGGGAGGGGCGGGGUGGUGUGUGGCGGGGGCGAGGGGGGCAGGGUGCAGGGUGGGGGGGGGCGGGGGGGGGGAGGCCCGGGGGGGAGGGGGGCCCGGCAGGGGGGGGGGAGGGAGGCGGACCAUCGGCGGGGAAGGGGUGUGCCCCCAAGGGGGGUGGGGGCGCACGCGGGGGGCGGGGUCGGGGGGGGGAGGGGCGGAGGGGGGGCGGGGGGGGGGUGGGGGGGGAGCGGGGAGGGGGGGGGGGAGGGGGAGUGGCCGGCGGGGGGGGAGGGGGAGGGAGGCGGGCGCAGAGGCGGGUGUGGGGCUAAACGGGGGGGGGGGGGGGGGGGGGGGGGGGGCGGGCGGGGGCGGCGGGCGGGGGGGGGUGGGCGGGGGCGGGGCGCGGUGGGGAGGGGGGGGGGGGGGGGGGGGGCGCGGGGGCGCGGGAGGGGAGGGGAAGAGGAGCCGGUGGGGCGGGGGGCGGGGCGGGGGGGCAGGGGGGGCGGGGGCAGGGGAGGGGGGGGUGUGGUGUCGGGGGGAGAGGAGGGACAGAGGGGGGGCCGGGGGCGGGCGAGGGGGACGGGGGCAGGGGCAGGGGGGGGCGGAGCGGGUGGGGGGGGGUGGGAGAGGUGGGGGGUGUGGGCGUAGUGGGGGCUGGCGGGGGGGGGGGGGGGGGCGGGGGGGGGGGGGGGGGGGGGCGGGGGGGGGGGGGGGGGGGGGGGGGGUGAGGGGGGGGGGGGGGGGGCGAGGGCGGUGGGAGGGGCAGGGGGGGCUGGGGAGGUGGGGGGGGGGCGGGGGGGAGGGGUGGCGGGGCGGGGCGGGGGUGGGGGGCGGGGGGGGACGGGGUGGGGGAGGUGGGUGCAAGGGCAGCGGGGGGUCGGGGGCCGGGGGGGGGGGGGGGGGACGGGGCGCGGGGCGUGGGGGGGGGGGGGAGGGAGGCGAGCCGGGGGGCGGGGCGGGAGGGGGGGGCAGGGGAGGCGGAGGGGGGGGGCGAAGGAGUCGGUGGGCGCAGGAGAGGGCGAGCGGGGGGCCGAAGGGCGGCGGGAGGGAGCGGGGACGGAUUGGGCCAGUUGCAGCGGGCCGGCGCCCCCCCCCGGACGGGGGGGGAGGGCACGGUGGACGGCGAUGCAAGGGGGGCGGCGGGGGGGGGGCGGAGGGGGGGCGCGGCGGGCGGGGUGGGAGGGGACGGGGGGGGGAUGGGAGGUCGCGGGGGGGCGGGUGGAGGGGGGGCGGGGGCGGGGCGGGGGGGGGGGUGGGCGGCGGGUGGCAGGUGGACGAGGAAAAGCGGGCGGGGGGGGGGGAGGGGCGCGGGGAGGGGGGGAAGAGGCGGGGCGGAGGGGGCGACGGGGACGUGGGGCGAGGGGAGGGGUGUGGGGGGGGGACGGUAGUGAGCGAAGGGGCGGGGGGGCGGGGGGGGCGGGGGGCCGGGGGGGGGGGGGGAGGGGCGGGGGCGGGGGGCGGGGGGGGGGGUGGUGGGGGCGAGGGGGGGGGGGGUAGGGAGGAGGGCGGGGGACGGGGGGCAGGAGAAGGGGGGGAGGGGGGGGAAGCGCGGGGAGGGGGGGAGACGGGGGGAAGGGGGCGGGGUGGGCCGGGGGGGGGGGGGGGGGAGCCGCGGGGGGGAGGGGCGCGGGGUGGGGGCGGAGGGGGGGGGGGGGGUGGGGAGGGGAGGGUGGGGGCGAGCCGGGAGGGGAAGAGGGUGGGAGGGAUAGGCGGGGGGGGGGAGGCAGAGAGCGGGGGGGGGGGGUGCUCGGGAGUGGCGGGCGCCGCGGCGCGGCGAAGGGGGGGUAGGGGAGGUGACCCGGGCGGCGCAGGCGACGGGCCCGGGUGGGGGGGGGGGGCGGUGGGGGGGGCGGGGGGGGGGCGGCGGGCAGGGAGAGGCAGGGCGGGGGGGGGCCUGGGGGGGGGGGGGCCCAAGGGGGGGGGGGCGGUGGAGUGGGGUCCGUGGAGGAGGGGGGGCGCCGGGGGGGGGGGAGCGGGGGGGGGAGAGAGGUGGGGUGCGGGGGGGAGGGCCGGGGGGGCCGCUGGCGGGGGGGGGGGGGGGGGGGCGGGGGGUGCAGGGGGGGGUGGGCGGGGCGAGUGCGGGGGGAGAUGGGGGGGCCCGGGGAAGUUGGGGGGGGGGCGGGGGGGGGGGGGUGGGGGGGGUGGGCGGGGGGGGAGGCGGCCCGGGGGGGGGGCGGAUGGCGGGAGGGGGGGGCGGGGGGGGGGGAGGGGGGAACGUGGGAGGGGGGAAGGGAGGGGGAGGGUGGGGAUUGGGGCGGGGGGCUGGGGCGACAAGAGAGGGGGGGACAGGGGGAGGGGGGUAGGGGGAGGGGAGCAGGGUGGUGAGGGAGAGGGGGUCGGGGGGGCGAGGGGGUGGGGGUGUAGCGGGGGGGGGUUGGACGGGAGGGGGGGGGGGGGGGGCGGGUGGGGUUGGGGGGUGGGUCGGGGGGAGGUGCGCGAGAAGGGCGGGGGGGGGGGGGCGGGAGUAGGGGGGAGGCAGGUGGGCGGCGUGGGGGUGGGCGGGGGGGGGGCGGGGGGGGCGGCGGGGGGGGGGGGGCGGGCGGGCGGGGGGUGGGGGGGGGGGGUGGGGGAUGCGUGGGCAGGAAGCGGGGGGGGAGGGGGGGCGGGGGGGGCGGGGCGGGGGGCGGGGGGGGGGGGAUCGGGGGAAGCGCGCGGUGGGGGGGGAGCCCAACCGGAGGGGAGGGGGGGGGGGGGGCGGUGGAGCGGGAGCGCAAGGGGCGGGGGGGGGGCGGGGAGAUCGAGGGGGCGGGCAAGCGGGGGCGGGGGGGGGGUGGGGGGGGGGGGGUGGGGGCUGGGCGAGGGAGGGGGGUCGCGUAGGAUGGGGGGGGGCGGUGGGCGUGGAGGAGCGGGGGUUGUGGGGGGGAGGGCGGGGGGGGGGGGGGGCGGGAGGGUCCGCGGGGGGAGGCCGGGCGGUGGGGGGAGCGGGGGAGGGGGGGGCGGGGGGGGGGCGGGGGAGGGGGAGGCGGGGGAGGGCGGGCAGGGCGGGGGGGGCACGGGAUGGGUUGGGCGGGGGGGGGGGGGGGGGGGGCGGGGGGGGGGGAGUGGGCGGCUCAGGGCGCGGGGCGGGGGGGGGGCGGUGGAGGGCCUUACGCGGGGGGGCGGGGGGGGCGAGGAGGGAGGGGGGAGGGGAGGGUCAGGGGGCGGGGGGGGGGGGCGGAGGGGGGGGCGGGGGUGGAAGAAGAUCGCCGCGAGAGGGAGGGGGCGCGGGGGCGGCAGGGGGGCAGAGCAGGGGCCGGCGGGGAGGCGGAGGGGGGGCGGGAGGCGGGGCGGGGGGGGGGGAGGCGGCCGAAGGGGUGGGGGGCAGGAGGGGGGCGCGCGUGGACGGCGGGGCGGGCACAGGGCGUGGGAGGUGGGGGGGGGGGCGGAUGGGGCGGGGCGGGAGGUGGACAGGGGGGGGGAGGGGGGCGGGGGGGGGGGGGGCUAA
Molecule: messenger RNA, 6540 nt
Organism: Knipowitschia caucasica
Lineage: Eukaryota; Metazoa; Chordata; Actinopteri; Gobiiformes; Gobiidae
Source: the annotation of a GenBank genome assembly